Molecule: messenger RNA, 546 nt
Organism: Solenopsis invicta (red fire ant)
Lineage: Eukaryota; Metazoa; Arthropoda; Insecta; Hymenoptera; Formicidae
Exons: 1
Coding region: 1-546 (181 amino acids)
Source: RefSeq, a predicted model, not a curated record
AUGUCUUUCCUUCAUACCCAUUCGAGCGAGUGUUUGAAGAGUGAACUCGAUCUCUUCGCUUUACCGCCUACCCAGACUAGUAUCGAGAGUGCUCAAUGGAUUUAUUACAAGCCCGUAACAUCGCUCGCAGACGACGCACCAAUAGAAUUUGUUAUACCCGGUCAUGGAGAAGACUACCUGGAUCUCACGCACACUAUGCUAAGUCUCCGUAUACGUGUAGAAACGGAAACAAAUACCGGCACCGCCGCCGCAGCCGCCGCGGCGCCCAAAGUAGGCCCUGUAAAUCAACUGCUGCAUUCCAUGUUCAAUCAAAUCGACGUGUAUUUCAAUAAAAAACUCGUGUCACCUCCAAACAACGCUUACGCUUACCGCGCAUACAUCGAGGCGUUAUUAAAUUAUGCUUCACCCGCAAAAACUUCCCAUCUCACCUCUUGUCUGUGGGACACGGAUACUCCCGGUUUCAUGGACGAGCCGGUAGAUUCGCCAACGAAUCAGGCUCUCGUAAGACGCGCUCGUUACAUUCAAGGAGGACGCGCGUUCUCAUAG